Molecule: messenger RNA, 686 nt
Organism: Striga asiatica
Lineage: Eukaryota; Viridiplantae; Streptophyta; Magnoliopsida; Lamiales; Orobanchaceae
Source: the annotation of a GenBank genome assembly
CACAAAAGAAGGCCUCCAUAUUUUUGCUUGUUUUAAAACUCUCUUUUGCUCUUUCUUUCUACAUCGGACAAAUGGGUUGCUUUAGAAAAUUCCUUGUGCCCUGUUUGGCUGUUGUGUUUUUGUUCGUGAUUAGCUUUUGUGAAGCAAAGGAUUUUGUGGUGGGUGGCAGCAAGAGUUCAUGGCGAGUCCCUUCUUCUCCAGAUGAGUACAACAAAUGGGCUGAAAGGAAAAGAUUCCACAUCGGUGAUUCCAUUGUUUUCAGGUACGACGGCAAAAUCGAUUCAGUCCUGCGAGUGACCGAAGAAAACUACAAGAGCUGCAAUCUAUCCAAUCCAAUCCAAUCCUACGACGAUGGGCACACAAGGAUUACGCUGGAUAAAUCCGGGCCGUUUUAUUUCAUCAGUGGGGCCCACGGCCACUGCGGAAAGGACCAGAAAGUGGAGAUUAGGGUUAUCUCCGCCAAGCAUGGCCCUUCCCCGGCUCCUUCUCCGUCGGACGACCACCACGCUCCGGCGCCGGCACCCAAGAAGAGUGGCGGCGAUGGGCUGAGGGCAGUGUUCGUGGUAGGGCUGGCGGCGGCUGCGGUAGGUGUCUUGGCCGUCGUUUAGUAAAUUGGAAAAAGUUCGAUAUUAUUAUGUCCAAAAUUUAAUGGCUUGUGAGACUAUUAUUAUUAUUAGUAUUAUUAU